AUGGCAAUCUCGAAGCUAAAAUUCUCGCAGGAAAAGAAGGUUGCAUUAACAAAGCAACAGCGGAGACAAUUGGCAGAACUACUCAAAACGGGGAAAGAAUCGUCAGCCAAAAUUAGGGUGGAGAAUAUCAUUCGAGAUGAUAUAUAUAUAGAGCUUUUGGAGUUUCUCGAACUCUAUUGUGAGCUCUUGCUAGCCCGGCUAAAUAUGAUACUCGAUCGUCCAACAUGCGACCCUAGUUUGCUUGAGGCUGCCAGUUCCCUCAUUUAUUCGGCACAUAGUACCGAUCUUAAAGAGUUGGUUUUGAUUAGAGAUAUAUUGAUCUACAAGUAUGGAACUGAGUUUGGCAAAGACGCCUUGGAGAAUAAGGACGGGCAUGUUCCUGAUAAGAUUGUACGGAGAUGUGGCGUCGAGCCACCGAGCGAGGAUUUGGUAAAUAUGUAUCUAAUUGAGAUUGCAUUGGCUUAUAAUGUACCGUAUUCCGGAUUGGAGCGCUUUAAGGGUGAUGGUGACGAUAAUGGCGACGAGGAGGAUGGUGGUGGUGAUGAUGAUGGUGGCGAAGGAGGAACAAAAGAGGCCGUUCCUGGGGAACAGGACAAAGAGAAACAAGGCAAGGAGAAGCCAUUGGCAGAGUUAGCUGAAAAGCCUAGUGUUUCUGCUAGUAAACCCCAAACAAAGUUUGCACCGAAACAACAGGAUGACUUUGAUGCCUUGGCUGCAAGAUUUGCUGCAUUAAAGAACACCCCGAAAUAG
Molecule: messenger RNA, 750 nt
Organism: Lodderomyces margitis
Lineage: Eukaryota; Fungi; Ascomycota; Pichiomycetes; Serinales; Debaryomycetaceae
Gene: IST1
Product: Ist1p
Exons: 1
Coding region: 1-750 (249 amino acids)
Biological process (GO): protein transport
Source: RefSeq, a predicted model, not a curated record